AUGGAUUAUUGUGGAGGUAAACGCUACUUGGUUUUAUUUGUACUCAUCAACAGCGUCUUGAUUUCUCUGCAGACUAGUAAGGAGGAGGUCCUGCUGGACAUGAGAGCUGCGGGCGCCGAGCUGGGAUGGCUGCGCUCGCCCCAGGAGGAAGGGUGGGAACUCCUGCAGACGGUGGUCAACGGUUCCAUGUUCUACACGUACUCUGUGUGCAACGUGGCUGGGGGCGAUCAGGACAACUGGCUGCGCACCACCUUCAUCCAACGGCGCCCGGCCGCCUCGCGUGUCUUCGUCGAGCUGCGCUUCAUUGUGCGUGACUGCAACUCCUUUGAUGGUGCCUCGCUCGCCUGCAAGGAGACCUUCAACAUGUAUGCCGCAGAGUCAGACGCCGAUGUGGGCACCAGCUUCCGCAAGGGCCUUUUCCGGAAGAUGGCCACAGUGGCGCCCGAUGAGAUCUCGGUGCGUGGCGAGCUUCGUGUCAACACCGAGACCAAGGUGGUGGAGUCUCUCUCACACAAGGGCUUCUACCUGGCCUUCCAAGACUUGGGAGGCUGCGUGGCACUACUCUCCGUCAGGGUUUACUACAAAUCCUGUCCUGCCACCGUGCUCGGCCUGGCCACCUUCCCCGACACGGUGGCAGGUGUGGACGGCGUGGCCCUGCGUGAGGUUUCCGGUCAGUGCGUGCCCAACGCCAUCAGCUCAGAGAUGCCCCGCAUCCACUGCACACUGGAAGGCGAGUGGGUGGUGCCAGUGGGCCAGUGCCAGUGCCAGCCUGGGUUCGAAGCGCUCAACAACUCAUGCAGAGCCUGCCAGCCCGGCUUCUUCAAAACGUCCGUGUCCAGCGAGCUGUGUGGUCCAUGUCCCAAGAACACGCAGCGCUCUGCUCCUGGUGCGCUGUCUUGCCCCUGCCAGGAGGGCUUCUACCGUGCCCCCGAGGACCCUCAGACUGCCGGCUGCUCAGGUCCCCCUUCGGCCCCGCGGGACCUGUAUGCCACCUCCAUCGCAGUGGGCAAGCUGCGGCUGUCGUGGCGACCUCCAGCGGACACAGGGGGGCGUGACGACAUAUCCUAUAGUGUGUCUUGUGAGCGUUGUGAAGCAGCCUUGUGCCAGCCCUGUGGGGGUGACCUACGGUUUGAUCCAGGCUCAUCGGGCUUGCAGGAGCUCCGCGUCAAUGUGCUCGGCCUCGAACCAGGGCUCAACUACACCUUCAGAGUGGAAGCACUUAGUGGCGUGUCGCAGUUCAGCAGCAGUCAUGCUGCCACCUUGCUCACAACAACCAUGCUCCACACAGAUCCCCCAAAAGUGACACUGAUCCACCUGGACAAGCAGACAGCCACCAGCCUGACCUUGUCCUGGGCUGUGUCCCAGCGAUCUAUGCUGCGCACUCCACGCUACGAACUCAAGUACCGCAAGAAAGAGGACAACGGCGUAACGGACAUCACCACCUACACGGUGCUGCUUCUGGAGAAGAACACGGUCCAGAUCAGCGACUUGGUCCCUGGCACGGCCUACGUGUUCAGAGUCACCGUGCUGAGUCCUGAGGGAACCCCGAAUGGAGAAGGGAAGGAGCACGAGUUUGAGACGCUGCCGCAGGUGGAGGCCCAGGUACAGAGCAGGGCACCAGUGGUGCUGGGAGCAGCCCUGGGUGGGGGCACUGUGCUGCUGGUUGUGGUCGUGGUCCUGCUGCUGCAUAAACGGCGAAGGGGCGCUCAUACCCGGCAGGGUCCAGAAGACACGUACUUCUCCAGCGCAGAGCAACUGAAGCCCCUGAAGACCUACGUGGACCCUCACACGUAUGAGGACCCCAAUGUCGCUGUCCUCAAGUUUGCCGCUGAAAUCCACCCGAGCCACAUCACAAAGCAGAAGGUCAUUGGGGCAGGUGAAUUUGGGGAAGUAUACUGUGGUGUGCUGAAGAUGCCUGGACGUAAGGAGACAGCAGUGGCCAUAAAGACCUUGAAGCCGGGCUACACGGAAAAGCAGAGACGUGAAUUCCUGAGCGAGGCCAGCAUCAUGGGCCAGUUCUCUCACCCGAACAUCAUCCGCCUGGAGGGCGUGGUUACCAAGUUUAAGCAUGCCAUGAUUGUGACAGAGUACAUGGAGAAUGGUGCCUUAGACAAAUAUCUCAGGGACCACGAUGGAGAGAUGUCGUCCUACCAGUUGGUGGGCAUGAUGCGUGGCAUUGCAGCUGGCAUGAAGCAUUUGUCAGAUAUGAACUACGUUCACCGUGACCUGGCCGCUCGCAACAUCCUGGUCAAUGGUAGCUUAGAGUGCAAGGUGUCUGAUUUUGGCCUUUCGCGCGUGCUGGAGGAUGACCCAGAGGGCACCUACACGACCAGUGGAGGAAAGAUCCCCAUUCGCUGGACAGCUCCAGAAGCCAUCGCAUACCGCAAAUUCACGUCAGCCAGUGAUGUGUGGAGUUUCGGCAUUGUCAUGUGGGAGGUCAUGGCCUUUGGGGAGCGGCCCUACUGGGACAUGAGCAACCACGAGGUGAUGAAGGCCAUCAAUGAGGCAUUCCGGCUGCCAGCACCCAUGGACUGCCCAUCGGCUGUCUACCAGCUGAUGCUGCAGUGCUGGCUUCAAGAUCGCUUCAAGCGGCCACGCUUCGCUGACAUUGUGAGCCUGCUUGACAAGCUUCUGAGGAACCCCGAGUCCCUCAAGACCAUCGCCGACUUUGACCCCCGCGUGUCUAUCCGGCUGCCCAGCACCAGUGGCUGUGAUGGCUCCCCGUUCCGAUCCAUUGCUGAGUGGCUGGAGUCCAUCAAGAUGAGUCAAUACAAUGAAAAUUUCACCCGGGCAGGCAUAGUUACCAUGGAGCAGGUGCUGCAGAUGAAGACAGAGGACGUGAGGAACAUUGGCGUUCGUCUGCCAGGCCACUUGAAGAGGAUCGCCUACAGCAUCCUGGGCCUAAAGGACCAGACGAGCACCCUGAGUGUGUUCGCUGUGUGACACAUACAUGUGCGUACCCACAUGCAACAUGAAAUCGGAUUUGGCUGGUGCCGCGGGCCGGCUGGGGACUGAAUACAACCGGGCUGAGGCUGGAUGGAGAAACAUCCUCAGUCUUCAGCUGCCCGCAGCACACUCUAAGUUGGAGACAUCAUGCAAACCUGCUGAACUUAGCAACCAGAGAAAGAGAGAAAGGCUCUCAAGUCGAGAAGAAGCUAUAUAGACAGGUUUAAAUAUCAGACAAAUAUAUUUUGAUACUGCUUUCUUUUUGUAGAUAUUUUUCAUUGCUGUUCAGAAUGUUUAUAUUUGAUAUUAUAUUUGAUGUUUAGUGGAUGCCUUUUAUUUCCAAGAACAGAGGUAGAGCAGUCAACAGACAUUGAGUUGAAUGCAAAAAAGCAUCUGAGUGUUGGAUGAGUAUGAAUCGCAUCACAGCAGGGGCCUUGGGGCUUUCAGGGAAGGCCACCAGUGGUUUCUGGGCAGACUUGAAAGUCUGAUGACUGUCCCUGUUGGUUUGGAACUGGGAAUGUGGGCUUGACACUGCUGGCUCACCAGAAGGUGUUUCUGCAUGAAUCUACAAGGCAAAGGAGGUGGUCUUUUAAAAAAAAAAAAAUUGCAGACUGCAGAGAACGCCUGAAGUAUGUAGUUGACAAAUGAUGUGGGGUAGGUAGGGUUAGUGCCAUGGUUUUCUUAGUAAGGGAGUUGGAGUCAAACCUACGUUCAGACAUGCAGCCCAGGCACAUACGGCGAAUGUAUACAAUGUAAACAAAAAUGAAUCACAGGAUUAAAAAAGGAAGUAGGAGGUAAGCUGUAGCUGACUGUGUGUGUGUGAGAGAGAGAGAGAGCGAGAGAGAGAGACAUACUUCAAAGGCAUAGAGAACAGGAAUGUGGUGGAGACUGUUUUAGUAGCACUUAACAUUUAAUUAAUCCAUUAAUCAAAAUUUUAAUACUUUCCAUGCUGUGAUUUCCAGAGAUACUGAGGAAGUGGUUUUGACAAACAUGGACUAAAAUAAAAUAGUGGAAUGGAAUUCAGAGAAACCGGGUGCACAGGGCAAUGACCUGACUGCAAACUAACAAAGUUUUUGGGAGGGGGGCACACAAAUGUAAAGCAAAGGGCAUGCUGUAAUUUUCUGAGCAGAUACUGGGGUGAACAGAUGAAGUCAGAAAAUUCAGCUGUCAGAGGUGCAGAGACUGUUGGAAAGAAGGAACAAACACUGUAUUUAGGUGGUGUUUUUACCUCUGGUUUCUCCUUUGUUUACCCUCUGUCCAAAGGGUUUCAUUUUGAGUGUUUGGAAACAUCUGUGCCGAGUUCUCUUUGAAACACAUUCAAGCUCUGUUAUAAGACACGCUGAACAAAGGAUACCCAAGAGUUUGGUUCCAUAGUAAAUUUUGAAAAAUUCCAGUUUUCGUGUUUUUCCUGUCUUCUGCUUAGAUGAAAGGAUGCUAUGUGUUUGGAGCUCCAUUUCAUAUUAAUUCGUGAUUUAUUACAAAGGAGAGAAAAGGUGUUUGUUUCCCCUCUGUGUUCUAUAUUUCAUUAUUUAAAACCUAUUUAUUUUUUGUCAUUUAUUUAUUUUUGCAAUCAGUCCAAAAGAGGGGGGGAAAAAACACUAAAUUGGACUUCAUUGUAAUUAAACCAACUUCCAGUUGAAAUAAA
Molecule: messenger RNA, 4591 nt
Organism: Scleropages formosus (Asian bonytongue)
Lineage: Eukaryota; Metazoa; Chordata; Actinopteri; Osteoglossiformes; Osteoglossidae
Product: ephrin type-A receptor 2-like
Exons: 17
Coding region: 1-2943 (980 amino acids)
Biological process (GO): axon guidance; protein phosphorylation; ephrin receptor signaling pathway
Cellular component (GO): dendrite; plasma membrane
Molecular function (GO): transmembrane-ephrin receptor activity; ATP binding; protein binding
Source: RefSeq, a predicted model, not a curated record